AUCGUCGCGUCCUUGUUCGGCUUCUCACCGCUCUGGCGUUUGCACGCGCGCUUCGAACUCGAUGUCGAACUUUUCGGCGGCUGCAGUUGGCAGCCGUGCGUAAAAGAAAUAAAUAAUCAAAGCGACCAUGAAGUGACAAAUAAAGUCGGGGUAGAGAGAACAAUGCUUGCGCGUACGACGACGGCCAGGAGGCUACUCGGGUUGUGCUGCCGCAGUGUGCGUUCGCACCGCCGUUGAUAUUGUAUCCGUGUUCUUCUCAUUCUCUCUUUCUCUCUCUGUGGUGUGUGUCUCUUUCUCGCUCUAUAUACCUCUCUCUCUCUCUCUCGCGCAGUGUGAACAGCUACGUCGCUACGUGAACGCGCACCGCGUAUAUCGUACCGCCGCCGCCGCUGCUGCUGCUCUGCCACCGCCGCAACCGUAGCCGCAGCCGCAGCAGCCGCGCGCGCGAGACACACGGAGCAGCCGGAGAGGCGCGCUAUAUGCUCGCUCGCUCUAUCUCUUUCUCUCUCUUUCUCGUUUGUGUGUGCGAGGUGCGAGGGUGACAUUUGGGAUAUUUUUCCACGGUACGGCCGUGAGAGCGACAUCGUGCUACUGUGUUGUGACCGCCGGCUUGUUCGCGUUAAUCAUAUCGGAUCGCCCAUCAUCGUCGGUCAACAGCAGCAGCAGCAACACACAACCGAAGCACGACCCAGGUGGAGCCUCGGCAUCCUCAGCCACGGUGAGGGUAAACCAGCGCGAGACGAACUGCUGGUACUCGUGCGUUUGUACCGACCUAACGUGUUAUCCAGGAAGUGGGCGCACCGCCAUACCCUCCGCGAGAAUGCUCGCGGCAGCCACUUGGUGAACUCGCGCGUGGUGACUCUCAGACGACCGGUCGACGUGCAACCUGGUCGUUAACCUCUUUCUAUCUCUCUCUCUCUCUCUCUCUGUCUUGUUUUCACCAUCGUUCUAUCUGGUCAUCGCACGCAGCCGACGCAUCGUGGAGACGGUGCGCUAGUGGCCAUGUCUCUGGUUUCCUCAUCGUCCGGUACCAGUAAGGUCUGAUAUUCAGUCUGUUUAUCCGUCUACGCCAGCUAGCCAUGAAGACUGAGAAGAAGCCCAACGAGCCCAGCUGUGUACCCACUACCGUCGUCAAGGAUGAGCCUGAUGCCGACCCGGUUAAGAUCAAGGAGGAAGGCCCAGGUGGUAACAACGACGACCCGACUGGGGAGGACACCGCUGAGUGUCCCAGGGACUCUUGCUUGGAUCUGCCCAAUGGCGAAGGUACGAUGCCUGGGGAGAAUCAAAAUACCAAUGGGAAUCAGCCGAUCUUGAAUUCCGUCAAGCAAGAGGGAGAUCCUAAUAAUCCUACCGACGAUCUACCUGAUUGUAGUGGAAAUGUUAUUACAGCGGACGGCAUUCAACCACUUGUUAGUAAUGUUCUGGGAAAGCAGAUGGGAACUAACGCUGGCAGUGGGGAGGCUCAAUAUAUGCAGCAGCAGAGCCAAAUUUAUGUGUUUUCUACAAUACUAGCGAAUAAAGGCGCGGAUGCUGUGAUGAGAGGCGAUUAUCCGUCGAUCAUCGAUUUUCAUCGUGCUCAACCAAACACUAAAAAAUAUUUGGAGAAACAUCCAAAUAAAGUAAAUCAAUUUCGCCAAAAUCCUGCUCAAUGGUUAAAUAAUCUUGCUAUGAUGAAACAGAAAGGCCAUCAGGGAAAUACGAAUAAUACUUUCCCGACUGAACAACCCCCGGAUUUAUCAGCACUAGAUCCAAAUCCUACACAAUACUGGAACGAGCAACCUAACUUGCGAAAUAUAAACGGUGGAAACUCUCUUGGUAAUUCUGAACCAUCCUUGGAUGAUGGUAACAUAGACGUGCCUUGCCUUGUGCCGAAUUCACCUGGUAAUCCGGCCAAUCCUCAACCUGCUAAUAAUGCUAUCAUGGGCCACAGUCCUAACAUAACGAGCCCAGGUCCAGGAGGUCUGCAGCCAUCGCUUCAAGGUGUUAAAGUGCCGGACGAAAAUCUGACACCGAAACAAAGACAACACAGAGAAGUUCAGCUGGCGACCCUGCGGAAAAUGCAGAUGAUGCUGUUUCCUGGGCACAAAGAGGAGCCUGGCAAUACUCUGGAUGCAACGCAAGGAACUAAUGUGUCAUGUCCUUCCUCGAAUGUUCCUCCCGUCAGCGUACCAAAUCAAUGUCCUCCAUCUAUGGAUUGGCACAAGUUGCAGCAUCAAUUUCUUGAUGCCAAAAAUAAACCAAACGUGGGUAAUCCUGGUGCGGUACCGUUGCGUGGCGCCAACAUGGUCGGAGUGCCGCGAAGUCAAGGCCCACCGCCACCGUAUCAUCAAACGACUCGAUCCGCGAGCGUACCGAUUGCGAUCCAAAGUCCAAAUCCAUCCUCGCCCAACAAUCCAACGAGCAAUCUGUCGUUACCGUCACCACGCGCGAGUUCGGCCCUGAAUUCACCGGCGGACUGUAACAGACAGUUUCAGCUUGGUAAUCAGAGAACUAGCCACUUGCCGGGACAGAGUCCAACAGGUCAGGAUUCGCCGAAUCCGACGGUUGCCACAGCCGCCACCGCGGUUUCGACGGCUCGACUGAAUCAUAGCAAUCCGGGAACGCCAGUUUCUCAUUCCCAUAUUGCAGCUCUUAGUCCUAGUGGUACUUCUGCUCAAAAGGAUGCUUCUCUUGAUUUUCCCAACAGUCAGCCGCCAAACGUGGAUGGUAUGUUUUGCCGAACACUACAGUCCUUAGCUCAACAAAAGCAGCAACAUACCGGAGCCGUGAAUGCAUCGGCCGUGAAAGAAGCGAACCUUAUGCCAGUACCGAGCCCUCAUCAGCUUCAGUAUCUCAGCACAUUUGAAGGACAAGAACUGACGAUUCAAAAACAGCCUAAUACGAGUCUGAAGGAUGGCAAUUCAACUACGAAUACGGGUAGUUCUUCGGAGAUGUCCAACAGAAUUUUGUCGGGAAGUCUGGACAGUAACAAUCAAUUCCCCACUAGAUCGGAAGGUGCGAGUCCCGUACAGAUGGACAGCAUGAAUCGUGGCUUCACCGGCUCUCUGCACAGUCCUCAUACACCGCAUACGCCACACACGCCGGGUAGCGCCGCACCUCACACUCCGGCAGAUCCUGCGAAACCUGGCAAUAAGUCUAGCGCUAGUGCACAAAGUAGUCCAGCGCCGCACAAUACCAGCAUACCAGAUAUGGGUCCUCCACGAACAGUGCCGGCGUCGCCUACCACGAAACCUGAUACAUCAUCACCAUCCGCGAAGGACGUCCAACAGCAACAGCAACAGCAGCAGCAACAACAACAGCAGCAGCAGCAAACACAGUCGCAGCAGCAGCAACAACAACAGCAGCAGCAGCAACAACAACAGCAGCAGCAGCAACAGCAGCAACCGACAGUGGUAAACCCGAACAAUUCCGGCAGCACGACAGUAGUGCCAUCGCUGAGUGGUCCUGGCGCUUCGUUUCCAUGCGGCAGGCCAUCCAUAAACGUGAGUCAACCUUCCGACAACGUGCCUCUCAAUCCCAACAACAUCGGCGGCCGACUCGGUAGCUUGACCGCCAUGAGUACAAAUCAUUUCGACCCCAUAACGUCCUUGGCGCAGAUGAGUCAGCAGCUGACGAACACCGCGGCGAGCAACUCUCUGGGCAACGAGCCUAUGCACUCCGGCAACGCCGGUAUAAUGCCGUUUGGCAACCCACACGGCAUGCAUAUGAUGCAAAUGGGCGGAGAGAUGAACGGGAGUUGCCACAUGGGUCCUACCAACGAGCCCGGUGAAGUUGGCGGUAUGUGCAUGGGUCUAGCGGGCGCGCCGACGAGCUACAGCCCGACCACUUCACACACGGGCAGUCCCGGCGUGCCCAGCAAGAUGGGACAUCCUAUGAUGAGCCACGGAAUGAUGAGUGGUCACUCAGCGGGUGCGGCCGGCGCGUAUCCUGGCGGUGAAACCCACGCGCCACCACCGAGACUGAUGACCAGCCAUGUCACUGGACCCAGUCCCUACAAUGGUGCGAAUGUUCAGGUGAAGCCCAGUGCGCCGAAUACUAUACAGUACUUGCCGGCAAGGCCGAACGUCGGGCAUGCGCCACGAGGUCCUCCUAGUUUGGACUUCCUUCAGCGAUUCACCAAUCCGUUAUCCAAUCUGGAAUCGAAGAUGGGCACACCGUCAGUGAACCUCCAAUACUUCCCUAACGGCUGCGUGCCGAACAGCAUGGGCCCGCACAGCGGUAUGCCGUCCACCAUGAAUGCUGGAAUCCCUUUAGGAGGAUCGCCCAGAAUGGACGGGCAGUCUAUGAACACUAGUGGCGUGCACCCGUCUAUGAGACCAGUCGGUAAUAUGCGACCGCAGCCUAAUCUCAUGCGUAUGCAGCAUAUGGUGGGCGGUGGUGUCUUUCCAGGCAGUUCCAUGGAUCCCGAUAAAGUCUUCCCGCCUGAAAUGGUGUCGCAGGUACCGAACCAACCGAAUCCAGGCAUGUACGUUUCCGGCAGCAAAGGCAGUCCGAUGGGACUGGGACCACCGCCCGACGCCACUCAACCCUUACCACCGAGCAUGGGCGGUGCCACCAGCAAUUUCAAGAACAGCCCGUUUGUCGGCAGCGGACCUAGUAUGUCCGAUCCAAAUUACGCUCAACAGUUUCACAACUUCCAGCAGCAACUUUACGCCACCGGUACCAGAGGCAGUGGGCCGCCGCACCCUAAUCUGCACCCACCGCCGAACUCGCACUCGCAUCAACAGUUCUUCAUGCCGAAGUAAAUGCUGCCCGGCUAAUCCAUAUCACGACGACAACACGACGACGAUUACUACGGUGGCCUUUCAGCGUCCCUCUUUCUCUCUUUCUUCUUUGUCUCUCUAUCUCUUCUGCUUUUUUCUUUUUCCAUCUCAUUCUUCUUCUUCCACUCUAUUUUCUAUCUUUUUCUGUCUCUUAUUCCUCUUGCUCUCUCCCUUUCAUCUAUCAGGGAUUUUUCUAUCGUCUAAUCAUGUGACAUAAUUCUGGAAAUGUAAGCUAAGCUAGAUAAGGCGAUCCUGCAUGGGUAGCAGAGAUCGACAAUGUGGAGGUUCUAACGUCGAGCCUGCAAAACUGUCUGUUAUCAGUUUCGCGAACAAUAUUCGCAACUCACGGGUGACGCGAGUUUCUAGUUUCACUCUCGAAUUAUGAAAUAUAUUUGCGUUUUGACGAGCGAGGAAUUCUCUUUUUUUUUCUUUCUUAUUUUAUUAUCUCUGGUUUACGAUAUCAGAGUCUCGUGUUUCCAGAAGUUAUCACGAUAUUAUGGAAAUAUCGUUUUAUACACGAGAUCUCCUCGGGACUAUCUGUAAAUUCCAAAUGUUGACAGAAGUGUGCAAGUACUGGUUUACGCGUUCAUGUAAAUACCGAUGUAUAAUCUGGUUUCUUUUCUGUUCUCUCGUAUCUUCCCUUUUUUUUUUUGUAGAGAUCGUUACUUCAUUUGAUUGAGGUGCACAGCGUUAGAUUUAAAAGUACGUUACUAUAGCUCGAGUAUAAAAGAAAUAAAAAAGAAAAAGAAAAAAAGAAAAAUAACAAGAGGAAGAGAAUACGAGAACGAGAUCGGCCAUCUCUUCUCCUCCUCUUGCACUUUUGUUCACAGAGUUGCUCGGGAUAAAGUAAUUGUGCGCAGAAUUACCGCAGUAAUGACGAGCAACGAGAGGAUUUGGUACGCCGGUGCCGUAAUUCAUCCUUCCUUUAUCACUAAACUUACUUAAACGCAGUCAAACAAGCUCAAAUUUAUUAUUGUACAUAUAUACCAUAUACAUAUUAUACAUAUUAUAUAUAUAUAUAUAUAUAUUAUAUAUACUGUUGCAACAUAAUCCUUAAAUAUCGCCCGUCCCUUCGCUCCCCUCAUCGAUUCCCCUAUGACCAAUUCUGUGCAUAAUCAUGAUCCCCCUCUAUGUAGUUUACGUAAAUAAGAAAAGAAAUAAUUGACUAAGAACAAUUAUGUUGUUGAUGAAUGAUUUUUAUUAUAAAUGAAAAAUAAAGAUAUUUACAA
Molecule: messenger RNA, 5992 nt
Organism: Odontomachus brunneus
Lineage: Eukaryota; Metazoa; Arthropoda; Insecta; Hymenoptera; Formicidae
Gene: lgs
Product: protein BCL9 homolog
Exons: 7
Coding region: 1080-4745 (1221 amino acids)
Source: RefSeq, a predicted model, not a curated record